Molecule: messenger RNA, 861 nt
Organism: Capronia coronata CBS 617.96
Lineage: Eukaryota; Fungi; Ascomycota; Eurotiomycetes; Chaetothyriales; Herpotrichiellaceae
Exons: 1
Coding region: 19-861 (280 amino acids)
Source: RefSeq, a predicted model, not a curated record
AUCUCAUCAAGCCUCAUCAUGCUCUUUCCUUGGCAGAGAGACGUCCGAAGUUGCCCUCCAGGUCAAAAUUACUACGGCUGUUCUGCAGUGUCGUAUGCUGGCUGUUGCGCCCAUGACCCUUGUGGGUCAGGAGUAUGCAUAGACGCCCCCUUCGCAUCGACACCCGGUUCUUGUGGAGGUAGGCAGACAGUCACUGUGACAGAGACAAUCUUGCACGGUGCUGCUACAAGCACAGUCGACCCAAGCAACAGCGCUUUCCUGACUUCGACAACAGGUGAUGCAGGUGCUGCUACGACUACUACAGAUUCGUACAGUCUCGUCUCCAGCUCCAGCUUCAGUGGUUCAGGUUCUAUUACUGUUACAGGCCCCUCAACAUGGGCGGAUGCUGUUCAACCACUCACUUCUGAUGUCGUUCCUACAAGCAUUCCUGCCGUCAGCAGCACCACCGUAACCAACUCAGCCGCAACCACGAAGACGCUGAGUCUAGUUGUUGCGUCUCCAAGCUUGAAGCCGACCACUAGCCCGUGUCCUACACCAGGUAUUUCGAAGCCAAAACCACCGCCACCAGGCACGAUCGCGGGUAGCGUCGUUGGAAGUAUGGCAGGCCUGGCUCUCAUCAUACUGCUCCUAACCUGGUGCAUGCGCCGGAAGAGAAAGGUGAAGUUUACUUUCAAGCGAAAGUCGAAGAAUCCGGACCAAGAACGCAACUCGGAGGAUGUGGAAUCCAAACCUGAACCAAGCGUGGCUGCUCUUUGGACUGCAGAACAAAAUAAACCCUUACCUAGCCCACGCUCGUUUGAUUUUGGCCUGCCACGAAUACCGCAGAACUCAACCGCUCUCAUGCCGAAACAAUGGAUCUGA